AUGUCCCUCUCCCGUGUCGAAAAUCCUUGUUUUCUGCUGUUUCUGUUUGUCUUCCAAGCAAUAUUUAUCCUGAUACUGUACCGAGGUGGACCUUCCAAUGUGUUCCGUGGGUUUUUGGACUCGCAUCAGGUUCUAGAUUACUCAAAAACUCACGAUGUGUAUACAAACCUCAGCUUGUUUACCCAGGCUCCUAAUGAAGAAACGAUGCCAUACUGCUCGGCACAGUCACCGAUAUUUGUGGGUCCAUUAACCAUCACCUUCAGGGUGCUCCCUAAUGAAAGAAUGAUCAUUAAAAAAAAUCCUCUUGUCCAGUCUGGUGGUCGCUACAGGCCACCUCACUGCUUGGCCCGCUACAAAUCAGCCAUCCUUGUAGCCUACAGGAACCAGGAGAAGUACCUGCAACAUCUUCUCUACUAUAUUCAUCCUUUCCUGCAGCGCCAGCAGCUCAGUUACGCUAUCUACUUGAUUCAGCAGGUGGGGAAUGGUACCUUUAACCGAGCAAAGCUGCUUAAUGUUGGUGUCCGGGAAGCCCUGAAGGAUGAAGACUGGGACUGUCUUCUCCUGCACGAUGUGGACCUGGUACCUGAGAACGACUAUAAUCUCUAUGUUUGCGAUGAAUACUAUCCCAAGCACAUGGCUAGUGCCAUGGAUAAGUUCCAGUACACUCUGCCAUAUAAGUCCUUUUUUGGGGGUGUAUCUGCUCUGACUCCAGAACACUACAUGAAGAUAAAUGGGUUUCCAAACACAUACUGGGGCAGUGGUGGUGAAAACGACGACAUUGCUACAAGGAUUCAGUUAGCAGGGAUGAAAAUACUCCGGACAUCACCUCACCUUGGACGCUACAAAGUGAUGGACUACAAUGAAGAGACAGAGCCACAAGAGCCUUGGAGAAGGCCUACUUCCCGACACAACACCAGAAAAACGUGGAAGGACGAUGGAAUGAAUUCAUUAGAGUUCAAGCUCCUUUCCAGGACAAAGCAUCCUCUUUAUACCAACAUCACUGUGGACAUUGGAUAUGUUCCCCCAUUUUCUUAAAAGAAUGAAAACAAGAGCAGAGUUUGGGCUCAGCAUGGCAGCAUGCACGUGGGCAUUCAGCCUCUACCUCCUCUUGUGGUGCGGAAUCUGCACCACCUGAGACUAAUCCUUGUUUUUCACACAUUUCACUUUUCUUUUGA
Antrostomus carolinensis (chuck-will's-widow) is the source of this 1175-nucleotide messenger RNA. It is a transcript of the gene B4GALT3, whose product is annotated as beta-1,4-galactosyltransferase 3. The transcript is spliced from 6 exons. Gene Ontology annotation, biological process: carbohydrate metabolic process. Gene Ontology annotation, molecular function: galactosyltransferase activity. Lineage: Eukaryota; Metazoa; Chordata; Aves; Caprimulgiformes; Caprimulgidae. Gene Ontology annotation, cellular component: Golgi apparatus. The record is from RefSeq and is a predicted model, not a curated record. The coding region runs from base 1 to 1035 and encodes 344 amino acids.